Eruca vesicaria subsp. sativa (arugula) is the source of this 369-nucleotide messenger RNA. The record is from the annotation of a GenBank genome assembly. NCBI's taxonomy places the organism in Eukaryota, Viridiplantae, Streptophyta, Magnoliopsida, Brassicales, Brassicaceae.
AUGAAAGUUGCAUCCUUUAGUGUUUUUGUUGAAGUGUCUUCAGCUUCUGAAGUUGAGACAGCUGAGCAGCAGUUAAAUGGCUAUGAGUUGGAUGGUAGAAAAUUGAGGGUUAACGCGGGUCCUCCUCCACCGAAGAGGGAAUUUCCUUCUCGAGAGGACCUAGAAGCAGCUUUGGAAGCUCUAGUUCUGGAUAUGGUGGACGUGGAGGAUCUGGUGCUGGUUCUGGAAACCGUGUAUAUGUCGGCAAUCUCUCGAGGUGGGUUGAUGACAUGGUUCUCGAGAGUUUUCUUGGGGAGCAAGGAAAGGUUGUUGAGGCUAGAGUUAUCUACGACAGGGACAGUGGUCGAUCAGAGGGUAACUGAAAUGUAA